This is a messenger RNA of Clupea harengus (Atlantic herring), 763 nucleotides long. It is a transcript of the gene cox4i1l, whose product is annotated as cytochrome c oxidase subunit 4I1, like. Gene Ontology annotation, biological process: mitochondrial electron transport, cytochrome c to oxygen. Gene Ontology annotation, cellular component: respiratory chain complex IV. The record is from RefSeq and is a predicted model, not a curated record. NCBI's taxonomy places the organism in Eukaryota, Metazoa, Chordata, Actinopteri, Clupeiformes, Clupeidae.
UAACAUUUUUACGCGCAUACAUAAAUGAUCCAUGCCGUACCCAUCCGCAGGCACGUAGGCAACUAGUUGAGAACGAGAACUGACAAUUUUACAGUAACUUGACAAGAUGCUGACAUCUCGAGCACUGAUCCGGGGGUUGCAGUCCGGUCUCUGGAGAGGUGUGUCCAGCACCAGUGCCCUACAGGCAGGCCAUGGCAAAGCUGUGGACAUGAUGGACUGCACUGUGCCGCAGUAUAACAAUCGUCUGGACACUCCGCUCCCCGACGUCCCGUUCGUGACCAUCCUGGACGCCGGGCAGGAGAAGCUCAAGGAGAAGGAGAAGGGACCAUGGUCAAGCCUCAGCAAAGAGGAGAAGCUUGCAUUGUACAGAAUGAACUUUGAACUGACGUACCCUGAGAUGAGGAAGGGCUCUCACGAGUGGAAGACGGUGGUGGCGGGCAUGCUCUUCUUCCUGGGCUUCAGCGGGCUGCUGGUGUGGUGGCAGCGCAUCUAUGUAUUUGGAGACGUACCCCACACCCUGUCCCCAGAGUGGGUGGAGAAACAGACGCAGAGGAUGAUUGACAUGCGCGUCAACCCAGUGGAUGGCUUCACAUCAAAGUGGGACUACGAAAAGAAGCAGUGGAAAUGAAGGAAUGUAAUUAUUGUUCUUUGUGGUUUCUAGUGUUGGUAAUGUGACAAGAAACUCUGCUAUACAGCCUUAAAACCGAUGUUGGUUUCACAAACACACACACAAUGUAAUACAUUUAAAAAUCUGUCUUAAAAA